This is a messenger RNA of Cynara cardunculus var. scolymus (artichoke), 12228 nucleotides long. RefSeq names its product transcription-associated protein 1-like. The coding region runs from base 274 to 11979 and encodes 3901 amino acids. The record is from RefSeq and is a predicted model, not a curated record. Gene Ontology annotation, biological process: DNA repair; regulation of DNA-templated transcription. NCBI's taxonomy places the organism in Eukaryota, Viridiplantae, Streptophyta, Magnoliopsida, Asterales, Asteraceae. Gene Ontology annotation, cellular component: NuA4 histone acetyltransferase complex; nucleus; SAGA complex. Gene Ontology annotation, molecular function: transcription coregulator activity; protein binding. The transcript has 35 exons.
AUGAAGUGCGUGCGAGGAGGCGAGACCUGCUUAAACGAUCACGUAAAUCAAGCUUAAGUUUCAGACCUCCACCUCUUCAGAUCAGUAGAAUCAAGCUUCUAAUUGUUGAAAUUCAUCCCGCAUACCUAAUUUUGUACAGUUCUAUCUUACUAGCAAGUAGAGAAGCAAAAGUUCGCAGGAUUUUAGCCCUAGAAAUCAGCAAGUUGAAGUAGAAAGGUUGCUUGGCGUUUGCUUGAAAAUUUGAUCAGAGCGAAGCUAGGGUUUUAUCCAAUCAUGAGUCCUAUACAGAAUUUCGAGCAGCAUUCUCGCCAUCUUAUGGAACCUGACCUCCCUAUUCAAAAUAGGCUUCAAAUGGCGAUGGAGGUACGGGAUAGUUUAGAGAUAACACACACAGGGGAGUACUUGAAUUUCCUGAAGUGUUACUUCCGCCCAUUUUCUGGGAUUCUCUAUCAUAUAACAAAGCCACAGUUUACCGACAACCCUGAGCAUAAGCUGCGAAACAUUAUUAUUGAGAUCCUCAAUCGCCUUCCUCACAGUGAAGUGCUAAGGCCUUUUGUUCAAGAGCUAUUAAAAGUUGCUAUGCAUGUCCUUACCACUGACAACGAGGAGAAUGGCUUGAUUUGCAUUCGCAUCAUAUUUGAUCUUUUGAGGAACUUCAGACCAACCCAAGAAACUGAAGUGCAGCCUUUCCUUGACUUUGUGUGUAAAAUUUACCAGAAUUUCAGACUCACAGUUAGCCAUUUUUUUGAAAGUGGGGCACUUGUGGCUCCAGCAAUGCCACCGCCAUCAUCAAUGUCCGCAUUACCUUCCCUUGGCAGUGAAGAUGUUAAGCCCAUGGAGAUUUCAGAUCAAGUUGGGUCUUCUGCAACGACGAGCACUGGGGCUGGGCAACUCAAUCCAAGUACUAGGUCGUUCAAGAUUGUCACGGAGAGUCCCUUGGUAGUUAUGUUUCUUUUUCAGUUGUAUAACCGGCUUGUCCAGACUAAUAUUCCUCAGUUGUUGCCAUUGAUGGUUGCGGCUAUCUCAGUCCCAGGCCCUGAUAAGGUUCCACCACAUUUGAAGACCCAUUUCACUGAGCUAAAAGGGGCUCAAGUUAAGACUGUCUCUUUUCUGACUUACCUUUUGAAGAGCUUUGCCGAUUAUAUUAGGCCACAUGAAGAAAGCAUAUGUAAAAGCAUUGUGAACCUGCUUGUUACUUGUUCAGACUCCGUUUCGAUUAGAAAGGAAUUGUUGAUAGCAUUAAAACAUGUCCUUGGCACGGAUUUUAAGAGGGGCUUAUUUCCUCUGAUUGAUACACUCUUGGAAGAGAGGGUUCUCGUUGGAAUUGGCCGGGCUUGUUUUGAAACACUGAGGCCAUUGGCAUAUAGUCUCUUGGCAGAAAUUGUUCAUCAUGUUCGGGGAGAUCUCUCAUUGUCACAGUUGUCACGGAUUAUCUACCUGUUCUCGAGUAAUAUGCACGACGCUUCGUUAUCUCUCAGCAUCCACACCACAUGUGCACGGUUAAUGUUGAAUCUGGUGGAGCCAAUUUUUGAGAAAGGCGUUGAUCUGCCAUCCAUGGAUGAAGCAAGGAUUUUAUUGGGGCGCAUAUUGGAUGCUUUCGUUGGAAAAUUUAGCACCUUUAAGCGCAGUAUUCCUCAGCUUCUGGAGGAUGGAGAGGAAGGAAAGGAUCGCUCUACCUUAAAGUCAAAGCUUGAGCUGCCAGUGCAGGCUGUUUUAAACAUUCAGGUUCCUGUGGAACAUUCCAAAGAAGUCAGUGAUUGUAAGCAUCUGAUCAAGACCUUGGUUAUGGGAAUGAAAACAAUAAUAUGGAGCAUCACGCAUGCACAUCUACCCCGAUCACAGGUUUCACCUUCCACUCAUGGGACACCUCCACAGAUGCUUCCUGCAACCCCACCUAAUUCAUCAAUAGGCCAGCCAUUUAAAGGGUUGAGAGAAGAAGAGGUAUGGAGAGCUUCUGGUGUCUUGAAGAGUGGUGUGCGUUGCUUGGCUCUCUUUAGGGAGAAAGAUGAGGAGAGAGAAAUGAUCCAUCUCUUCUCCCAGAUAUUGGCUAUCAUGGAACCUCGAGAUCUUAUGGAUAUGUUCUCGUUGUGCAUGCCAGAGCUUUUUGAGUGCAUGAUAUCCAACACACAGCUUGUGCACAUAUUUUCUACUCUUCUUCAAGCCCCUAAGGUUUUCAGGCCGUUUGCAGAUGUCUUGGUUAAUUUUCUUGUAAGCAGCAAACUUGACGUUCUGAAGCAUCCAGACUCGCCUGCAGCGAAACUUGUUUUACAUCUUUUCCGGUUUUUAUUCGGUGCUGUUGCCAAAGCUCCAGCAGAUUGUGAACGUAUUUUGCAGCCUCACGUGCCUGUUAUUGUGGAAGCUUGCAUGAAAAAUGCCAGUGAAGUUGAGAGACCACUAGGUUAUCUGCAACUUCUUCGAACAAUGUUCCGCGCCUUGGGAGGGGGUAAAUUUGAGCUUCUAUUGAGAGACUUGAUUCCCACACUGCAACCCUGCUUGAAUAUGUUGUUGGCCAUGCUUGAGGGUCCAACGGCUGAAGAAAUGAGAGAUCUUCUGCUAGAGCUUUGUUUAACACUCCCAGCACGGUUAAGUUCAUUGUUACCUCACCUUCCUCGAUUGAUGAAGCCACUUGUGAUGUGUCUUAAUGGGACCGAUGAAUUAGUGAGCUUAGGAUUGCGAACACUUGAAUUUUGGAUUGAUAGCUUGAAUCCUGAUUUUCUGGAACCAAGUAUGGCCAAUGUGAUGUCUGAAGUGAUUUUAGCAUUGUGGUCUCACUUAAGGCCUGCACCCUACCCAUGGGGUGGUAAAUCAUUACAACUCCUUGGGAAGUUGGGUGGACGUAAUAGGCGCUUCCUCAAAGAGCCUCUUGCACUUGAGUGCAAGGAAAACCCAGAGCAUGGACUCCGUCUGAUUCUUACGUUUGAGCCUGAAACCCCGUUUCUAGUACCUCUGGAUCGAUGUAUUAAUCUUGCUAUAACAGCUGUUAUGAACAAGAACAAUGGCAUGGAUGCUUUUUAUCGGAAACAAGCUUUGAAGUUUCUUCGGGUAUGCUUAUCAUCGCAGCUUGAUUUACCAGGUCGUGUAACUGAUGAUGGGUUAAUAUCUAGACACUUAUCAACCAUUUUGGUCUCAUCAGAUCCAUCGUGGAGAAGAUCUGAUGCAUCCGAUGUAAAGACUGACUUGGGGGUCAAGACCAAAACACAACUAAUGGCUGAGAAAUCUGUAUUCAAGAUUCUUCUGAUGACCAUUAUUGCUGCUAGUGCAGAACCUGAUUUAGUUGACCCCAAGGAUGAAUAUAUUGCGAAUGUUUGCCGCCAUUUUGCAAUCAUAUUUCACUUGGAAAAUUCUUCUGCUAAUGCUCCUGUUUCAGCCAUUCCUCUCGGUGGUCCUUUGCUGUCCUCAAAUACAAGUAACAGUUUGAAGCCAAGGAAUGGUAGCAGUUCUAAUUUGAAAGAGUUGGACCCUCUGAUUUUUUUGGAUGCCCUGGUGGAAGUGCUUGCAGAUGAAAACAGGCUUCAUGCGAAAGCGGCUCUCAAUGCCUUAAAUGUGUUUUCUGAAACUCUUCUAUUACUAGCUCGAUCCAAGCAUGCUGAUGUGCUCAUGUCAAGAGGGGCUCCUGGUACUCCUAUGAUCGUCUCUAGUCCAUCAAUGAGUCCUGUCUAUUCACCGCCUCCUAGUGUUCGAGUCCCCAUCUUUGAUCAGCUACUACCUCGUCUAUUGCACUGCUGUUAUGGAAGUACUUGGCAGGCUCAAAUGGGUGGAGUUAUUGGUCUUGGUGCGUUGGUGGGAAAGGUCACUGUUGAAACUUUAUGUGUUUUUCAAGUACGUGUUGUACGAGGACUUGUAUUUGUUCUUAAAAGACUCCCUGUAUAUGCUGCAAAGGAGCAGGAAGAGACAAGUCAGGUGCUCACUCAGGUGCUCCGAGUAGUGAAUAAUGUUGAUGAAGCAAACAGUGAAGCCCGCAGGCAGAGUUUCCAAGGGGUAGUUGAAUUUCUUGCUUCAGAGUUAUUGAAUACCAAUGCAACAGUAAAAGUCAGUAAAAUUGUGCAGUCCUGUUUGGCACUUUUGGCUAGUAGAACUGGCAGUGAAGUAUCGGAGUUGCUUGAACCAUUAUACCAGACUUUGCUUCAGUCUCUUCUCAUGCGCCCUCUAAGGUCAAAAAAUGUCGAUCAACAGGUUGGGACUGUGACAGCCUUGAAUUUUUGCCUUGCUUUGAGGCCCCCUCUUCUUAARUUGACUCCAGAGUUAGUCAAUUUUCUUCAAGAGGCAUUACAGAUUGCUGAGGCUGAUGAGACUGUGUGGGUCGCCAAGUUUAUGAACCCAAAAGUGGCCAUGUCGUUAACCAAACUCCGUACAGCUUGCAUUGAACUGCUAUGUACAGCAAUGGCGUGGGCAGAUUUUAAGACUCAAAAUCAUUCUGAACUACGUGCAAAGAUCAUUUCCAUGUUUUUCAAGUCUUUGACAAGCAGGACGCCGGAGAUAGUAGCCGUUGCUAAGGAGGGAUUGCGACAGGUUAUUUUGCAGCAACGAAUGCCCAAAGAACUUCUGCAGAGCAGCCUGAGGCCUAUACUAGUUAAUUUGGCACAUACCAAGAAUCUCAGUAUGCCUCUGCUACAAGGUCUGGCUCGCCUGCUUGAACUUCUAUCCAAUUGGUUUAAUGUGGCGUUGGGAGGCAAACUGUUGGAGCAUCUAAAGAGAUGGCUUGAACCUGAGAAGCUUCAACAGAUUCAAAAAUCUUGGAAAAGUGGUGAAGAACCAAAAAUAGCAGCUGCGAUCAUCGAGCUUUUUCACUUGCUACCCAAUGCGGCAGGGAAGUUCCUUGAUGAACUUGUAACCUUGACUAUUGAUUUGGAAGCAGCCCUUCCACCUGGGCAGUUUUAUAGUGAGAUCAACAGUCCUUAUCGUCUCCCACUGACAAAGUUCUUAAAUCGUUAUCCACAAGCUGCUGUCGAUUAUUUUCUUGCUAGAUUAUGUGAACCAAAAUAUUUUCGGCGGUUAAUGUACAUCAUACGCUCAGAUGCUGGUCAACCCUUGAGAGAAGAGCUUGCAAAGUCACCAGAGAAGAUACUCUCGAGUGCCUUCCCCGAGUUCAUUCCAAAAGCUGAAACAUCAACGGCCCAGGGGUCUUUAGAAACUCCUUCAUUAGGGGGUGAUGACAACACUCUACCUCAAUCUAACCCCCCUGCCCCAAGUGUGUUGCCAGAUGCUUAUUUCCAGGGUCUCGCACUUAUAAAAACGUUGGUCAAACUCAUGCCUGUAUGGUUGCAGUCUAACCGCACUGUUUUUGAUUCAUUGGUUCUUUUGUGGAAGUCCCCUGCAAGGAUAUCUCGUCUGCAGAAUAAACAGGAACAGAGUCUGGUGCAAGUGAAAGAAAGCAAAUGGCUGGUUAAAUGCUUCCUGAACUAUUUACGCCAUGAUAAAUCUGAAGUCAAUGUGCUGUUUGAAAUCCUCUCUAUCUUCUUAUAUCAUACGCGCAUUGAUUUUACCUUUCUGAAGGAGUUUUACAUAAUUGAGGUGGCUGAGGGCUAUCCACCCAAUAUGAAGAAAACCCUCCUUUUGCACUUUUUAAACAUCUUCCAAUCAAAACAAAUGGGUCAUGAUCACUUGGUGGUCAUCAUGCAAAUGCUGAUUCUUCCAAUGCUGGCUCAUGCAUUUCAGAAUGAGCAAACGUGGGAGGUUAUAGAUACUGCUAUCAUAAAAACAAUUGUUGACAAGCUUCUGGACCCUCCUGAAGAGGUCUCUGCUGAUUAUGAUGAGCCGCUGAGGAUAGAGCUAUUACAACUUGCUACUCUACUUCUCAAGUAUCUCCAGACUGACCUUGUUCAUCAUAGAAAGGAACUAAUAAAAUUUGGGUGGAAUCACCUCAAACGUGAAGACAGUGCUAGUAAGCAGUGGGCCUUUGUCAAUGUAUGCCACUUCUUGGAGGCCUAUCAAGCUCCAGAAAAGAUCAUACUGCAGGUGUUCGUUGCCCUUCUCCGGACUUGCCAGCCAGAGAACAAAAUGUUGGUCAAGCAAGCCCUUGACAUAUUAAUGCCUGCACUUCCCCGAAGAUUACCACUUGGUGACAAUUCCCGUAUGCCAAUUUGGAUACGCUACACGAAAAAGAUUCUUGUUGAGGAAGGACAUUCAAUUCCCAAUCUCAUUCACAUUUUUCAGCUCAUUGUUCGUCAUUCAGAUCUUUUCUACAGUUGUAGGGCCCAGUUUGUACCUCAGAUGGUUAAUUCUCUCAGUCGCCUUGGCUUACCGUAUAAUACUACUUCAGAGAACCGGCGUCUCGCAAUUGAACUUGCUGGGUUGGUUGUCAACUGGGAGAGACAAAGACAAAAUGAGAUGAAAACAGUCAAUGAUGGUGAAGGCGCUAGUCAGAAUAAUGAUGGAUCAAAUCAUGGCUCCACAGGUGUGGACAGUAAACGUUCAACGGAUGGACCUACAUUUUCUGAAGAUCCAACAAAGCGAUUAAAGGUUGAACCUGGUCUUCAACCUCUUGGUGUCAUGUCACCUGGUGGUGCCUCUUCAAUUCCAAAUAUAGAAACACCAGGAUCUACCGGGCAACCAGAUGAGGAGUUUAAGCCCAAUGCUGCAAUGGAGGAAAUGAUAAUCAAUUUUUUGAUAAGAGUAGCGUUGGUGAUAGAGCCAAAGGACAAGGAAGCAAGUCUCAUGUAUAAGCAAGCUCUAGAGCUCCUAUCGCAAGCUUUGGAGGUGUGGCCAAGUGCUAAUGUUAAAUUCAAUUAUUUAGAGAAGCUUCUAAGCAGCAUUCCGCCUACACAGUCGAAGGACCCAUCCACAGCUCUGGCGCAGGGUUUGGAUGUGAUGAAUAAAGUGUUGGAGAAACAACCACAUUUAUUCAUCCGUAAUAAUAUCAUUCAUAUUUCUCAAAUCCUUGAGCCCUGUUUCAAGUAUAAAAUGUUAGAUGCUGGAAAGUCAUUGUGUUCUUUGUUGAAGAUGGUUUUUGUUGCUUUCCCUUCAGAAGCUACUAGUACCCCACAGGAUGUGAAGGCGUUGUACCAAAAAGUUGAGGAGCUUAUACAGAAGCACCUUGCUUCUGUUGCAGCUCCUCAGGCAGCUGGCGAAGAUAACUCUGCUUCUAUGAUUAGUUUUGUACUGUAUAUCAUACAAACCCUAGCAGAAGUGCAAAAGAAUGCUAUUGAUCCUUUCAAUUUGGUUCGAGUUCUUCAACGUCUAGCACGUGAUUUGGCAUCUGCACCUGGGUCUUAUGCGAGACAAGGCCAAAGAACAGACCCAGAUUCUGCAGUUAGCUCUUCUCGUCAAGGUGCUGAUGUUGGAGUGGUCAUUGCCAAUCUUAAAUCAGUCUUGAAACUCAUCGGCGAGAGGGUCAUGCUUGUGCCUGACUUCAAAAAGACCAUAACGCAGAUUCUAAAUUCCUUGCUCUCUGAGAAAGGAACUGAUCAUUCUGUGCUUCUCUGCAUCCUUGAUGUAAUAAAGGGAUGGAUUGACAAAGAUUUUGGUAUGCCUGGAAUGACUACCACUUCUGUAUCUUUUCUUACCCCAAAAGAAGUGGUAUCUUUCCUUCAGAAGCUUUCUCAAGUGGAUAAGCAGAACUUUUCCCCAAGUUCUCUUGAGGAGUGGGAUAGGAAAUAUCUUGAGCUACUCUAUGGGCUUUGUGCGGAUGCAAAUAAGUAUCCGUUGUCCUUGCGCCAAGAAGUGUUUCAGAAGGUAGAGAGGCAAUAUUUACUAGGUUUAAGAGCAAAGGAUCCUGAAAUGAGGAUGAAAUUUUUCUCCCUUUAUCACGAAUCUCUUCAGAAAACACUGUUCACAAGGUUGCAAUACAUUAUUCAAGUUCAGGACUGGGAGGCUUUGAGUGAUGUCUUCUGGCUGAAACAAGGCCUUGAUCUUCUUCUUGCCAUCUUAGUCGAGAAUAAACCUAUCACACUACCUCCAAAUUCUGCCAAGGUUACUUCUCUUCUGGCUGCAGGUUCUCUUCCUGAACUUUCUGGAGCGCAACCUAUGAUUACUGAUGCAUCUGAGGCGUCAGAAGAUACUCCAUUAACUGUUGAUGCCCUUGUUUCAAAGCAUGCCAAGUUUAUGAGUGAGAUGAGCCGGCUUCAGGUUGGUGAUCUGGUGAUUCCACUGAGAGAGCUAGCUCAUACAGAUGCAAAUGUUGCAUAUCAUUUGUGGGUGUUGGUAUUUCCCAUUGUCUGGGUGACCUUAUGCAAGGAUGAGCAAGUAAAACUUGCUAAGCCAAUAAUCUCGCUCUUGUCAAAAGAUUACCACAAGAAGCAGCAGGGUAACAGACCAAAUGUGGUGCAAGCUCUUUUAGAAGGACUCCAGUUAAGCCACCCUCAACCUCGAAUGCCUAGUGAACUCAUCAAAUAUAUCGGUAAGACUUACAAUGCAUGGCACAUUGCACUAAAUCUUCUGGAAAGUCAUGUGAUGCUGUUUUUGAAUGAAACAAAGUGCUCCGAGUCUCUUGCUGAACUUUACCGUUUGCUGAAUGAGGAAGACAUGAGGUAUGGCUUGUGGAAGAAACGAUCAAUUACCGCUGAAACAAGGGUUGGGCUAUCACUUGUUCAGCAUGGUUACUGGCAGAGGGCUCAAAGUCUUUUUUACCAAGCCAUGGUUAAGGCAACCCAAGGCACUUACAAUAACACUGUACCGAAGGCCGAGAUGUGUCUUUGGGAGGAACAAUGGCUGUAUUGUGCCAGUCAACUCAGUCAAUGGGACGUGUUGGCAGAAUUUGGUAAACUUGUUGAUAAUUAUGAAAUUUUACUUGAUAGUCUCUGGAAACAACCAGAUUGGGCAUUUUUGAAAGAUCAUGUAAUUCCAAAGGCUCAAGUUGAAGAAACUCCAAAGCUUCGUAUAAUCCAAGCAUAUUUUUCUUUACAUGAGAAAAAUACCAAUGGUGUUGGCGAUGCUGAAAAUAUUGUAGGCAAGGGUGUUGACCUUGCUUUGGAGCAGUGGUGGCAGUUGCCCGAGAUGUCUAUUCAUGCCAGAAUCCCUCUUUUGCAACAAUUCCAGCAACUAGUUGAGGUUCAAGAAUCAGCCCGAGUUAUAGUAGAUAUUGCCAAUGGAAACAAACUAUCUGGAAAUGCUUCUGUCGGUGUACAUGGUGGUCUAUAUGCUGAUCUAAAAGACAUCCUUGAAACCUGGAGACUCAGAACUCCAAAUGAAUGGGAUAAUUUGUCUGUUUGGUACGACUUGCUUCAGUGGAGGAAUGAAAUGUAUAAUGCAGUGAUUGAUGCCUUUAAAGAUUUUGCGAACACAAAUUCUCAACUUCAUCACCUUGGUUACCGUGACAAAGCAUGGAAUGUCAACAAACUUGCCCACAUUGCCCGCAAGCAGGGUCUUCAUGAUGUUUGUGUAUCUGUUCUGGAAAAAAUGUAUGGACACUCUACGAUGGAGGUGCAGGAGGCCUUUGUUAAGAUAAGGGAGCAAGCAAAGGCAUAUCUAGAAAUGAAGGGAGAGCUUACAAGUGGUCUCAAUUUGAUUAAUAGUACUAAUCUGGAAUACUUUCCUGUCAAACACAAAGCAGAAAUUUGUCGUAUUAAAGGGGAUUUCUUGUUGAAGCUACAUGAUUGUGAAGGAGCCAAUCUUUCGUAUUCAAAUGCCAUCAGCCUUUUUAAGAACCUGCCUAAAGGGUGGAUAAGCUGGGGAAAUUACUGUGACAUGGCUUUCAAAGAGACACAUGACGAGAUUUGGUUAGAGUAUGCUGUGAGCUGUUUUCUUCAAGGCAUCAAAUUUGGCAUUCCCAAUUCUAGAAGCCAUCUAGCUCGUGUUCUAUACCUUCUCAGCUUUGACACUCCCAAUGAGCCUGUUGGAAGAGCAUUUGACAAGUAUGUUGAUCAAAUACCUCAUUGGGUCUGGCUUUCUUGGAUUCCCCAACUCUUACUCUCUUUGCAAAGGUCUGAAGCCCCACAUUGCAAACUUGUUCUGCUGAAAGUUGCAACUGUAUAUCCACAGGCAUUGUAUUACUGGCUGCGCACAUAUCUGCUCGAGCGGCGUGAUGUCGCUAAUAAAUCUGAAUUCGGUAGAAUGGCAAUGGCUCAGCAAAGGAUGCAGCAAAACAUGGCUGGAGGCUCUGGUUCUGCUGGCCUGGCUGAUGGGAAUACCAGGCAGGGUGGAGGUUCUUCAGCCUCGGACAAUCAGAUCCAUCAAGGAAGUCAGUCAGUGGGUGCUGUUGGAUCCCAUGGUGGAGGCAGCUCUCAGGGUCAAGAGCCUGAAAGGUCCACAGUUGCUGAAGGCAGUGUGCUUGGGGGGAAUGAACAACAGUUGCAACAGAAUCCUUCUUCCGUUAGUGAUGGUGGUCAGAAUGCUAUAAGGCGUAACUAUGCUAUGGGUUUGGUUGCUUCUGCUGCUAGUGCUUUCGAUGCUGCCAAAGAUAUAAUGGAGGCACUUAGAAGCAAACACACAAACUUGGCUAGUGAACUCGAGAGUUUGCUCACGGAGAUAGGUUCAAGGUUUGUGACCCUACCAGAAGAGCGACUAUUGGCUGUGGUUAAUGCGCUGCUCCACCGAUGUUACAAGUAUCCUACUGCCACAACUGCAGAGGUUCCCCAGUCUCUUAAGAAGGAGCUUUCCGGUGUUUGCAGGGCCUGUUUUUCAGCAGAUGCUGUUAACAAGCAUGUUGAAUUUGUCAGAGAGUACAAGCAGGAUUUUGAACGUGAUCUUGAUCCAGAGAGCACUUCUACUUUCCCAGCCACCCUAUCUGAUCUGACUGAAAGACUGAAGCACUGGAAAAACAUUCUUCAGAGCAAUGUGGAGGAUCGGUUCCCAGCUGUAUUGAAACUUGAGGAAGAAAGCAGGGUAUUGCGUGACUUCCAUGUCGUCGAGGUGGAGGUUCCAGGACAAUACUUCACUGAUCAAGAAGUUGCACCUGAUCAUACCGUGAAGCUAGACAGGGUAGGGGCUGAUAUUCCAAUUGUGCGUAGGCAUGGAAGCAGUUUCCGUCGUUUGACUCUCAUAGGCUCCGAUGGUUCCCAACGCCAUUUUAUUGUUCAGACAUCUUUGACCCCAAAUGCCAGGAGCGAUGAACGAAUAUUACAACUUUUCCGUGUGAUGAACCGGAUGUUUGAUAAGCACAAGGAAUCAAGACGCCGCCACAUAAACAUUCAUACACCAAUUAUCAUCCCUGUUUGGUCUCAGGUGCGGAUGGUAGAAGAUGACUUAACAUACAGUACCUUUCUGGAGGUAUACGAGAACCAUUGUUCAAGAAACAAUAAAGAGGCUGACCAACCGAUUGCCUAUUUUAAGGAGCAACUGAACCAAGCAAUCUCGGGCCAAAUAUCACCAGAAGCUGUAGUAGAUCUUCGUCUCCAAGCUUACAACUACAUUACAAAAGAUUACGUGUUUGACAAUAUAUUCUCUCAGUACAUGUACAAAACAUUGCUGAGUGGAAACCAUAUGUGGGCUUUCAAGAAGCAGUUUGCCAUCCAGUUGGCCCUCUCAAGUUUCACAUCUUUCAUGCUACAAAUAGGGGGCCGGUCCCCUAACAAAAUACUGUUUGCCAAGAACACCGGGAAGAUAUUUCAAACAGAUUUCCAUCCAGCAUACGAUGCCAAUGGUAUGAUCGAGUUCAACGAACCAGUGCCUUUCCGGUUGACAAGAAACUUGCAGGCGUUUUUCUCUCAUUUUGGUGUCGAAGGCCUCAUUGUGUCUGCCAUGUGUGCAGCAGCACAAGCUGUUGUUUCCCCCAAGCAAAGUCAACAUCUGUGGCAUCAUUUAGCUAUGUUUUUCCGGGAUGAACUGUUAUCCUGGUCAUGGAGGCGGCCGCUUGGAAUGCCAUUGGCGCCGGUGGUUGGUGGGGGGAGCUUGAACCCUGUUGAGUUCAGACAAAAGAUCACAACGAACGUAGAACAAGUGAUUGGGCGGAUCAAUGGAAUCGCCCCCCAGUUCGUAUCAGAAGAGGAGGAGAAUUCGGUGGAUCCACCGCAGUCGGUGCAACGAGGUGUAACGGAACUUGUCGAAGCUGCUCUAACUCCAAGAAACUUAUGCAUGAUGGACCCAACAUGGCAUCCAUGGUUUUGAAUUAGAGAAGACCAUAGAUGGAUAGAUAGAUAAAGAUAGGUGGUAUGUGAUGUAUAGAUAAAAAGGUAGAAGAAGUUUGGAGGUUGGAGUGAGUUGUGCAUAUGAUGAUGUUAGAGGGAAGGAAGUAAGAUUAGAUGAUGGAUGAUGGAUGGUGGAUGAUGGUUAAGUGGAAAGUGAACAUAAAACAGUUAUGAAUUGAUGAUACCAUUUCCCUUCCCCUUAAUGUAUGCUUCACAUUUGCCUUUUCCA